Messenger RNA from Penicillium cosmopolitanum, 453 nucleotides. RefSeq lists its product as uncharacterized. The record is from RefSeq and is a predicted model, not a curated record. Bases 1 to 453 code for a protein of 150 amino acids. The transcript has a single exon. NCBI's taxonomy places the organism in Eukaryota, Fungi, Ascomycota, Eurotiomycetes, Eurotiales, Aspergillaceae.
AUGCCAGACAACUGCUAUUCGGAUGCACUAUACGAAUACCGUGAACCCCACAACAGAUCUUGGCAAAAUUCAUUCGGGCUAGGACCCGAAACCCCAUAUCAAAAUGUUGCCCUAUCACAAUUUCAACAGCUGAACUGUUAUGGCCUCAGUGGAAAUCCAAUUUCGCCGACGCCAAUCUCGUAUCCCAAGGUACAAACACCUCAUAAAACACUGGGAUCCAGCACGACGAUGUUCCAAUCACCCAGUUCCAAGGUCCGACAAUCGAAAGCGUUUGAUAACCUUCUCUUUCCUGAAUGGCCACAGGGCCAUGAAGCUAUGUCCAACUAUCUGGAUUUUCAUGAACAAUCAUCCAACGUUCACUCAAGUCACCAGUUGGAAGAGUCGGCGAAGAACACUCUCAAGGUUAUGGGGGCGGAGAAUUGCGAGAAUAAUCGUGAAAUGAAUGCAUUGUAA